UUUUUUGAGAAAUUUCACACAAUAAAAACUGUUGGACACCCAGUAGAGUACCUACGAUUGUGCUUAUCGUGUGUUCACUAUAGAAAUUAUAUACUAUAAGAUGAAAUUACUAUAAUAGUAUUUAGUAAAAACAUGUUAUAUUUUAUAUAGUAAAUACUCUCACUGAAAGGGUGCAGAAAAAGUCCAAUAGUUAAGAAAGAUAUUUUCUCUAUAUAUGUUCGAGGACACACAGUGGCGUCCAUGAAAUUGGCCACACACAUUGUCCUACAGACGAAAAACAGAUAUGUAUGUAUGUUUGAGCCACCGAGUCACUUUGUUAAUUUUUAAAUUUUGAACGUUAUAAUACAAUAGGUAAAAUUAAAAAUUAAAUAGAACAAUAAUUAACAAUAAAAUAUCUAAAUCAUUCAAAAAUUUAAAACAAUUAAAUCAAUGUGACCUUAGUAAAGCGUAUAAGCUUAUAAGAUUAAAUUGUUAAAUUUUAUAUUGCACAUGUAACUCACUUUAAAAUUUAAAUUGCAUAAAACAACAUACAAAUUAAUUAUUUGUUCAAAGAACUGUAACGUAAGGGUUACAAAUUAUUUCUUAAGAAAUGUAAUUAUUUCCUUAAACACUGCACAAUUUUGAUACUGGUUUGAAGUCCAUGGAAUAAUAUGAGGGAGGGGGCAAUUUCAAACGUUUAAACGUCAGGUGCCGCAUCGCCACCACAUAUAUAUAUUGUUUUUAAACAUUUAAAAAUAAAAAACCAAUUCCGAGACAAUGGGUGUCUUACAUUAUAUUUAUCACAUGUAUGUGUAUUAAGGGAUAUUCCGAGUGUGUCCUAUUUUCAAUUUUAUAUUUUUCAUAGCCCGAGUUUGUCUGCGGUCUUAUCGAGUAUUUUUAUUUUGAACUGUUUGAGUGUCUUUUAGGUCUCUAGGCCUUUUUUUUAUGGGGAGGGGGAGGAUGAAAUAUAUUUUCACCCCCUCUUUAAAAUGGAAAAUUUCUCAAAAAAGUAACCUCACAGCUACAAUUUUCUUCCAAUUACACAACACAGGAAUAUGACUGUUUUAUAUUUAUAAAAUAUAGCAUUUUAAUACAUAAAAAAAGAAAUUUGUAUUUAAUUAAUUAUAAUAUUACAACGCGUGUUAUAAAUUUAUAAUACAAACCUUCGGUUUUUCAUAAAAGAGAAUUUUCAAUGAUAUCAUCCAUCGGUAUACUUAUUGGCUGCUACUAUAAAUAUGCAACAGUCUUAUGCCCGCAUAAGCGAUCCUGGUACAUUUAUUUUGUAAUUAGAAAUCAAUGAUAAAAGACAACGGUUGAACCGUCAAAACGAAAUUACAGCUCCAGAAAUAUUGACUAGGUUCGACCAAAGAUAACAAACAUAUUUUAAUAUCUAUAGAUUUGACCAUGUCGUUAUAUUAUUAACUACUUAAUGAAAAAUACAUUUUCAAAAAUGAUUGUAAAAACACUAAAAACAAAUAAUAAUGAAUGUAUAUAAUAUUAUGCAGCCCAUCAGGCGAAUGUCUCUCUUUUCCCCUCACCUAUAGGUACGCCACUAGACUUGACAAAGGGCAAUUUCGGGACGCCCUCGGGUAACCCCGACAUCAACGCUUCGCGACUAAAUAAAUAUACCUAAAUUAAAAUAACUUAUACCGCCCAAUAUUUUCUCUAUUCCGUUUAACAGAUUAUGAUUUAAUAGAAUAAAUUUCAAAAUGCAGCCCGCAGAGGAGGGAAGUCGUCUACUUUGUCCAACCAAAGUUACGCCCAGCGAUAUAGUUACAUCAACGUGUACAUGUGUGCAAUGACCUCGUACACGAGAGUGCACCGAGCGGUCAUCAAACUCUUGGUAAUCUCGUACAGAAUCGAAUACGUGAACUUUUAUCGAAAAAAGUAGAUAGAUACAAUAAUAAUAAUAACUAUUAUUAUAUUUAUGUUUAUAUAUAAAAAAAAAAAAAAAAAAAUAAAAAAAAAAAUGUUAAGUGGUAUUACAAUAAAAUACAAACGAAUAUUAUUAUUAAUAAAAUAUUUAAUAUGACGGCGAUCUUUGACCAGCUCCGCUCCUAUCCGAGUUGACGCGUUAUCGGGUUUCGUUUCUCAGUUCCCGAUGAUUUUUUAACAGUUAUCGGACGUUAUCGGUUAGCCGUAUUUUAUCCACAUAUGCACAUUCGUGUACACUUUUCGAUACUGCGACGGCAGUUCUCGUAACACCGUACACUGUGCACAGUCUGCGGGCCGCGUUUAGUUUCUUCCGAACUACCGGCCACCAUCCCGCGACACGCCGCCAUGGAUAUCGUUCCAGUCGAACCGUACCAGUUCACCGUGUCGGCGACCAAUUUCUCAUUCUCGUUUUUCAGGGUGAAUACAAAUUGUUUUUUCGCCGUCUUGAGAGUCGCCAUUCUCAAUAUUAUUAUCAUGCGUAACGUUUUUGUUUUUGGUCUCUUUCCGCGUGCAGGAAUUGUCCACAAACGUCGAAGGCAACGUGUUCGCGUCCACGUACAGCGUCAAUUUGCUACUGUUGCUCCUGACCAUCGGGGCCCAGCACAAGACCGCUGAUCAGCUCAAGUCGUUGUUGCGGUUGCCCGAAGAGCAGACGCAGCGGUACGAGGAAAUCAGCACAUUUAUCGAAAACACUCAAGUAAGACGACGUACUGUACAUGGUAGUAUCGUUAAAAAAUGACGGUUACCGGUUAAACAAAUAUUAUAUUGCUAGCAUCAUAGACGUGCAAAAAUUGAUUUUGGAUUCAUUAUAUAUUGGUGAAUUUUUUAUUUGAAAGACUUACAAAAAUGAACGCCGAAUAAAUAAAAAAAAUGAUUACUUACGUUAUUUAUCACUGCGAUAAUUCUCCUACUUCAAGGUGCUUAUCUAUCUAUCUGUCUAGUAUUUUGAUAUUUAGCUAUUACUCGGUAAACUGAAUUCGUAUACUAUACCUACUAUUGCCUAUAUUAAAUACUUAAUAAUGUAGAUGUAACCUAUAUUAUCUACCAAUAGAUUUUAAUUCUUACAUCAAUGAUCCAAUGAAAGAGGACAUAUUCAAAAAUAAUUCAAGGGAUGUGUUGGGGUAAUUAAAAUCUAUCCAAUACCAAUAUAGUUUUAUUUCAGAGAGUAGUGUUGAAUUAUAUUUUUUGUAAUCAUUGGCAGAAGUACUAUCAUUGAUCAUGUAAUUAAUGGUAUUAUCCCUUUAGUGACUAAGGUUGUCGCUUGGUUCAUUAGUAUUAUUUCUCGUAAUAAUUAUUAUUUUUUUAUAUUAUCAACUUAUAUCUCCAUUGGAGACGCUCCGGUAAUGAAGGAGUUAAGUGGUCCUUUAUUGUUUUGGUGGGCUGGUUAAACAAAUGAGUCAGUUCUGAAAUUAACAUUUUAUAGAUGAACUGAUUACUGAUUAGUAUAACUAAUUAAAUAUUAUUUCAUUAAUAGGCUAAUUCUUAUCUUCGGUUAAAUAUAAAAACUAAAUACAACGUUCAUAAUAUAUUAUGUGGCCAUAAAAAUCAACAAUUUAAGAUUUGGAUUACAAAUUUAAAAUUAUUAGUAGUUUUAUUAGUAAAGUAUAUAUAUAUUUUUUUUUUAUUGAAUAAAAAAUACAAAAGAAAAUAUUCAGAAUACGUAUUCAAAUAUUUUUUUGAAAAGUAUUCAAAAUAGUAUUUUUGAAUAAGAAUAAAGUAUUACAAACAUAUUUUUAUUUGAAUACAUUUAUUCGAAUACUUUACAAGAAUGUCGGUCUUUUACCGAUUGGGUUCUUCUUUUAAUAAUCGUUUUAAUAAGUAAGUUUUCUUUUCUCUCAGCUAAUCGAUAUUACUUACAAUUAUUUUAAUUUUAUUAUCCGGAUGUAUUUUUGUGUAGCUCGAGUGGUUGACAUAAGCAGACGUUUUGAAUCCAUUACGGUAUCCUUAAUCUCCUUAAAGAUCCGGAAUUACUACAAAUACCUUAGCCAUUGUAACUGAUAACCACGGCUCCGAUUGCAUUUUACAUGAAGCAAUAAUUUCUUCUAUAAUACAAACAAUUUCAUUUGUUGAAAAUAUUACUUAUUCAAUAAAAUAGAGCAGUUCAAUGAAGGUUUUUUAAGUCUUUUUACCAUUUUUGAUUUUUUAAAUAUUUUUUUCGGGGUUUUGUAAAAUUACGUUUUAAGCGCAUUUUUGUGGAUUUUAUGUGCAAUAAAUGCCGAGUCCUACUGAUACCCAAUAAUGCUUGGUCGUAUGUUUUCGACCAAAUCUCAAACCGUUUAUCGAGUUAAAAUAUUGCAUAUUUAUGAAAAAAAAAGAUAAUGGACAUUAAACGACGUUUUAACGAAGUCGAAUUGCCAAUUUUUUUCGCAUAAUAAAAGUUGAAAUCUACUUUUUAACAAUAAAAAAAAAAAUAGUUCAACUUAUAAAAUAAUAAACAGGCAAACGUAGGUAUAUAUAUAUGUAUAUAUUUUUUUUGUUUUUAUAAAAGAUUUUAGUUUUUUGCUGCAUUUUUUUUUUGAUAUUUCAGUUGGCCAAACUAUACUAAAGGUUCUCUAUAUAAUAUGUGCAGUAUAUACGUAUAUACUAUCAUUGUAAUUAUUAUAAAAUUUUUAUUUUUUAAACUAAUAAUAUUUUAAACGCAAACUUUGAUUUAUUAUACCUAUUCUGUUAUACCGGUAAUGGACUCGAUUCAAAGUUUUUUUUUUUUGUUUUUUACUUUUAGUUGUUCGGUUCAUUAUCGUUUUCGAAAUUAAAAAAAAAAAAAAAAAACUAUAACAUAUCAUAUAUAUAAUCUGUACCCUUUAUAUAUAUUUAUACACGUCCCCCAAGACCUCAAAAUUGACCCCGUGACUCAAACAGAGCGGUCAUCCACACACUUCUCGCACAAAAAUUAUACAACUUUUUGUUUUUGUUUAAUUAAAAAUCGCGAAUAUACAAGCACGCGCUGUAAACAUAACCAUUGAAUUCGAAUACGUUAAGCGAAAAACACUAGACUAAUAAUUAAAUAUCGAAUCAUUAAUAAUAACGAGUGAAUUGUAACAAUUAGUUGUUCGGUUCAUUAUCGUUUUCGAAAUUAAAAAAAAAAAAAAAAAAAACAAAGAAAAACAUUCUCAGAAUAUUAUUAUUUUAUCAUUUCCAUAAAAUACCUAGUAAUUAAAAACGAUAAUUAUUAUAGCUUGUUUUCCGAGAAACGCUUUAAAAUAGUAAUAAAGAUACACUUUGCGCGUAAAUAAAUAACCGUAUUAUAAUAUUAUAAUAAUAAUCGUUUUAAUGAUCGCAUAUAUUUAUAACUAUUUUUAAUUACGAUGAGUUCACAACAUAAGUAUGAUAACAAAAAAAAAAAUAAUACUAUACCCACUAGCUCUCCCACCCGGCGUUGACAGUGCCUAAAGAAAUGCACUCUAACAACGAACUAAGUAACCAUUUUCUAUCAGUAACUACAGUUCCUCGUGACAAAUAUUACAUAGCUUACCCUUAUUUAUUUUAGAUUUCGAGCGAAGUAAAGAAUGUAUUGGUUUUACUAUGGUGUGUAUUUUUUUUAUUUUUUUUCCUAUCUGUAAUUAAAUUUUUUCUGAGAAAUUUUACUCCAAACAAAUCACGACAAGAGAUAUUUUUCUUGAAUUUUGGCUCUAGUUGGUGGUGAUAUACAAUUUCGUACAUUUGGGAAAAUCUAAGAAUUGCAAAUAUUAGCUAAAAAUUGUAUGGCCUUUUUUUUUGUGAACAACUUUUCCACCAGCAAUUUUGCUCCAACUUUUAAUGAUAGUAAUUUUUUUAAAAGGAAAUUUUACUGGGGAGGUACUUUACUGAGGUCAUUUUUUUGAUUUUAUCCGGAAUAUUUUCAGCAUAUGUGAAAAACUGGAAAAACAGGAAAACAAGGAAACAUAUAGAAAAGCCGAGGAAAUCGGUACAACGGUAUCAAAUAUUAUUAUAGAAAAUAUAAAGCGCCCAUUUAAUUAUUUUACUAUAAUAUGGCAUAUUUAUUGUUGAUAAAGCAUCAUUAUUAACUGAACUCCGCUCAGAAUCGGGUUUUCUUAAGCAAUGGUUGCUUACAAGUAUACAUUAAAUUACCUAUAAUAGUCGCUGUUCCCAUCCCCAUUAUCCUAGGACAUUUUUUUUUGGAAUUUGUAUACAUAAUAUUAUGUUAUAAAAAUUAAAAAAAGUUAUUACGAUAAUAACUUAAUUUUGAAUUAAAACAAUUGACACAAAACCGAUAGUAUAGUCAAUUAAAAACUAUUAUAAAUUAAUAAAAGAAUUAAUUAUAAUCUAAAACCUUGGUGUCGAUAACCAGUCCCUGCAGAUAAAAAAUUUAAUACAUUACUAUCUAUUUUAAAUUGAUUAUAUGGCAAUAUUAUAUGCGGUUAUCUUUUUAGAUAACUUCAGUGUUAGAAUAGUUGUUAAAAUAAUAGUCACAAUUACGUUUAUCAAACUAGGUACCUUAAAGAUAAGUUAAUCAGAGGUUUUUCCUAAAAUAACUUGUUUUACAAAUUGUUCCUAAAUUUCACGUUUUUGAACAUGCAACGGUAACGGUGCACUAAAUUUGGGUAGGUAGAACGUACGCAAUCGUAAUAGUGAAAAACGUACAUAGUAGACAGGUACAAUAACGUAAACAAUCGUGUAUCAUAUACAAUCUUAACGCAUCCCUAUUUGAUAUCUAUUUUAAAAAGGUAAUUUUUUUGAAAUUCUCUUGAUAUCCGAGAUAAUGAAGAAAAACUGGUUCUUUAGAUUAAAAAAUAAUAAAAUACUGAAAAUAAGGUUAUUAUUGGCAACCGUUUUUAUUUAUUUUUUAUUAUCAUUAAGUUUUUAUUAUUUAAAUAAUUUAAUCUUUUUAAACAAUCGUAAACAAUUGAAAACGCACAUUGUUGGAGAAGCAAUACUAUUGAACGAGUUCCAUUCAGAGUCAUUUUUCAUUAGCAAUGAUUAAUUGUUACGAACAGAUAUAAAUUAAAUUUCCCCCUGUAGCCGAACUUUAUCAACUAAAAAAGUGGCCCACCCGUGGUACGAAGUAUGUUUGUCUGGUUUUUUAUCUUGUUUGUUAUUAUUUUAUUCGCAUUGCCAAGGUAAUCUGUAAAUCAACAAAAAUAAUUAGUUUUUCGUAUCAAAUGUAUCGAUAACUUUGUGUGAAACUCCUUUUAGGAGGAAUUUUGGGGAAAAUACUUAGUCUACAUCUUUUCAAAGUUUCAGCACAAUCCGUUUCGUAGUUUUGGCGUUAGGGGGUAACAAACAAAUUUUCUCAUUUAUGAUUAUUGUGGGUUAUCCUGAUGAUAUGAACCAUUAGCAGUUCUGGCAUUCUUGAAGAGAUAACAAUUAGACAAUACGAUAUCCUUCUAGAUAUAUUGGCACGCAUCCCCCAUUGUCCAAUACGUCCAAUAUGUUUUAUUUAAAAAUCUAUAGGACGACCGCAUUACUCUUUCAACUUUUCUCGUAAUCAACUAGUAAGUUACGAUUUUGCAUUACUAUUUAACGGUAUAUUGGCUUAUAUUAAUGUGGUGAUGAUAGUGCGAUUGUUGUAAUUAACGUUAAAAGUUAACCGGCCGAUUAUGGUAGUAUAGGGUUUUAAAAUAUAAAUAUUUUGUAAAAAACUAUUAUUUUUUAUAUUGAUUGUGCCGCGGGAUUAUUUUGUCUAUUUACAUCUAGUCGGAUAUGUAUAUUAUUAUUAAAUAUUGAUGUAUACGAAUAGGGUUAAGUUUUAAGUAAAAUUAAUUAUAUAUAUAUUCUUCCAGGACCUGGAGAGCUUAACCGUCGCCAAUGGAAUAUUCUCCGACAAAGCGUUCGAAUUAAGUGCAGAUUACGAGAGUCAGGUUCGUAACUAUUUGAAAUCAGAAGUGAAGAGGUUUGAUUUCGCCGGUAAUUCGUCGGCCGGGGAAUCGGAAAUUAACGAAUGGACGAGUAAAAAAACCAACGGGAAAAUCACUAAACUCUUCGAGCGUGGUAAUUAUUGUUGAACGAAAAGCAUUUCAGUGAAUAUAAUCAUUGUUUAAAAACCUGACCUUGUCUACGCAAAAAUGUAUCAAAAUCCUAUUUAUCGAGUUUGUGCAGUUUCUAAAUGGACAGUUUUUAAUAUUUCCACGUAGAAAAACCGAAAAAAUCAGAAAUGUAUUUUUAAACAAUAUUCUGCGGUUGUCUAGGACGGAAACAGUCACAAAAUUGUCAGGAUUUGGGAAAUUCGACGUCAAUACGAAACAUGCAUUUUUCUGGUGAAAUUCGAAAUAGUUUGAUAAUUUUGUCUCAUUCUCUGUAUAAAAUGUAGAUAGGUCGGUAAUUGAUUUUUAAAUUUAGAUAUCAUAGGUCCACCAAUGUCAAUUUUUAAAAUUCUAUACUAUUGAAAUAUUCAGAACUAUUAUUUAAAAUUCUGGACAUGACUAGUCAGUUAAAUUGCGCGAAUUUAAACUAAUAAAAUAAAGACCUAUACAGAUAUUUAUGCUUUUAAUAGAUAGUUCUUUGUAAUUUAGAAAAAAGAAAGAAGCAGAUAUAAUUUGUUAAUAUAAAUGCAACAACCACUAUAUUUUAUAUUUGUUAAAUAAUUAAAUAUUUUUGAAAUUUCAGUUGUAUUGAAUAUUUUAAAAAGUUUCGUAAAACGGUAUCGGUCCGUAAUCGGGGUUUAAAGUAACACAAAAUGACAAAGGGUACUUUUAUCCUUAUUUUAUUUUGAGCGUACCAUAUAUUGUUGUUCCGAACAACAAAACGUUUUAAGGAAUUGGUUAUUCAUUAAUUUUUUGAGCCGAACAAAUUUUUUCUCGCUUCGCUCAAAGGUAACAUUAAUUUCUUUAAUUUCAAUAAAUGGAAAAAUUAAUUUUCUUUUCUUUAGGGUAUACACGGUAAAAUUAAUUCAUAUAAAACACGACCCAUAAUAUUCCCUAGCACCUAAUCAUAAACUAAUAUAAUUCAACAUAAAACCGGUAAAAAACCGAAAAUAAUCGAUGCUGCAGGUGUUAAUAUUCGAAACAAAAACAAAAGAACGUAAACAAAAUCAAAAACGGAAAUGAAAAUCGUUUUUUUUUUUUUUUGCCAUUAUACACUCUUGCACCGCCUCUUUCCACUCUGUCCCCUUGCCGUAACUUUCGUAAUAAAUGCUAAAAUAUUCAAGUAUAUUUAUCACUCAUCUAACAUAGUAAUUUAUCCACAUAACUCUAAGAGCCUGUUUAUAGGAACCAUUGAUUCGAGUACGGUAUUGGUGCUGGCGUCCGCAGUGUACUUCAAAAACAAAUGGAAGAAUCAAUUCAAAGAGACCAAGAAAGGCAUGUGGUGCCUGACCGCCAAAGAUCAUAUCCAGACCCAAAUGAUGCACCAGACCGAUUACUUCUACUAUUAUAAGGAUGACCAGAACAAUUUCUCCGCCGUCAAACUACCGUAUGCAGUACGUAUAUAGCAGUGUAAUAUUAUUUAUUUAUUUAUUAACGGGCUUGGAGCCCAAUAAAACAAUACUAUUACAGUAAUUAAUAAAUUUAAACAAUAAAGCAUAAACAUUAAAGUAAGCAAACAAUAGAAUCGAUUUAAAUUGCAAAUGAAAAUUAUAAAAAAGAACAAAAAAAAAAAAAACAAAUGAAAAAUGAUAAAUGGUAACAACAAAUUUCAGUCCUUAAUACUAAACAAAACAAUUUAAGAAAAGUUUAGUGCUCGUAACCCAUGCGCAUUAAUUAGAUUAUUUCUACCGUAGUUGGUAUUGUGGAAUGAAACAACAAAGAAGAGAUGGAGUAUCCACACGUCCGUCAAUAAGCUUAUGUAAAAACACCAAAUUAGCUUCAACUUUCCUAUCUGAUAGGGAGAAAAACCUCAGUUUAUUCAUCACUAGACUAUAAUCAUGCAAUAGAUAUGGUAUUUGUAAAAUAAAUAACACCGAAGAACAAAAACGCCUCUGGACCAGCUCAAUGUGAGAAGAGUCUAUUGCCGUAUUAAGAUCUCAGAGAAUAGAGGAAUAUUCCAAAAUAAACCGUACGAGAGAACAACACAAAGCUUUGAGAGAACUAGAGAGCUUAAAUUAUAGUAUAGUUUUUCUCUUGAGAGAGCUAACCAAGCUUAACUAAGAAUUAUGAUCGACGGAAAAUUUUUGACCUAUCUAUCAGAAUAAUUUUGUUUCUACAAACCUGGCAUACGCAGAUAUAAAUCGAAUUAUGGACUAAAAUGAGGAGUGCACCCAGUUAUCGGUAAAUGAUAAGGUAUUUGUAUCUAUAGCAGCAUGCAGGCUGCAGCAAUUCGAACGAAAAGAAAUAAAUCCCCAACGUUUGUAUCUCAUUGCUAAUUUCUCAAAGGACUUCAGUGUGUUAUGUGAAAACUUAGAACCUACAUCUGUAGAUAAGUUGUUGAAAAUAAGUGUUAGAAAUAAAGGGUCGACGUCGGGUCAAUCGUAUUUUGAAGUAGAAUAAAACAUUUGGUUUGAAGAUAAUACAUAAGAAUUAUAAUACGAAAUUAUGGUAUUUUAUUAUUUUGAGACGGAACAUUUGAUAAUAGUGAAGUAUUGUGCGUGAUGCCUAAUCAAAUUUUUUAUAACUUACAAUAUUCGGUCUAAAAUAUGAUUUUCUUCUACGGUAAAUUAAAUUUGACUACUUGUUUUUUUUUUUUUUUUAAAUUAUAUAUAUGUAUUAUAUUUUUCAAAUUACGAUUUUAUUUUCACCCUGUAUGAUGGAAGUUUGGAACCGUUUCAAAAGUUUAAACGUCUGAAAACGGACGUCCUGUACUUGAGGGAUUACACCCAUAAACUACUGUUUGGCCGAUAGUGUACUGAAAAUGUUUAUAUAGGGGAUGUUAAAACUAGAAAUUUGAUCAUUAAGAAUACAAGUUUUUUAACCGAAAUAAACACUAAAAAUACACCAAUCGCGUCAUCGGAGUAUUUUAAUUAUACUAACAUAGAAAUAAUCAAUUACAUGUUUCUCCUACAGAAAGGCGAUUACGAUAUGUUGGUUUUGUUGCCAGACAAAAUGGACGGUGUCAAGGCGUUGGAAAAGUACAUACUGAGUGAUUCCUCGCGGUUCCCUAUUUUGAUCGCAAAUCUCACCAUUCACAAGGUCGUCUUGGCUCUUCCGAAGUUUAAAUUCGAAUCGAAUAUUAAUCUCAAUUCACACAUGACUAACGUAAGUAUAAUAUGUAUAAUGAAAUUUUGACGUUGAUCGAAACGCUAAUGUAAUGGCAUAUUAACGGGUGAACUCAGAAAUGUUCGGACAUGGGCGUUUUUACUGAAAUACCUUUUUGGCUUUAUUAUUUGUUCUGUUACUCGCUAUGAAAAGUUAAAACAUACAAAAUGCAAGUCUCCGUAUGCAGUGAUAUUAUGUAGAGCUACAUCCGUCUUAUUAUAAUUUUUCUGCAAUUUAUUUUACAGGUUUUUUUUAAAAAUUAUUUUGAAUGCGUGGUUUGAUUUAAUAUUCAGACUGAUAUGAAAAGGUACUUUGUUACUUAUAUUAUUUCAACUCUUUAAUUGUGUGUGUUCGUUCGUUAAGAACAUAAACCUUAUAAUAACACGAACUUUGUCAUUAUUUAUCGUAUGAUUAGAUAACCAAUUAAUAAUGAAAACAUUAUUUAAUUUCGAAAUUAUUAUUCACAUUUAAAUACAUGACAAAACAUGUUUUCUCAGUAAAUCCAAGUGAACUUUGGAUAGUAUUUUGUAUUAUACAUUUAAACCAUAUCAUAAUGCAAAUAUUUUGCACCAAAUUACCAAUUUACUCGUUAAAUUGUCUAAACAUAAUAAUAUUAUAAUCAUUACUACAUAAUUAAACGGUAAAUAUUUAUCAAUCGUGUAAUUAAAUGAAAAUAAUAACAAUGUUAUGAGUAUGAUAAUGCAAUUAUAAAAACUGAUAGUGAUAUCGGAUUGAUAUAAUGUAAUACAAUAAAACACAAAUACGUGUUCGCGUGUGGUAAAAAAUUAUGAUAUUUUGUUAUAUCGUUUUGUUUAUAAUAUACUUCAUAACAGGCAAUAUUUUAUUAUGUUUACUUAAAACGAUGAAGUGUGUAGGAAAAGGAUUACAAAAUGCUGUAAACGUGAACGUGAAGCGAGAGAGAAUAGUUUCUUUUUUACAAAGAAAUGUUUUAGACGAUUUCGAUAACGUAUAUAUGCCUGACAGUAAUAUGUUGUGUAAUACGUUUUUUUGUCGGUCAAAAAGAACAUUUAAGCGGAGGACGUCACACUCGCGUCUACUGCGUUUUCAGUCCAACUUACCGGUGCCAUAGUAAAAUUGCUGUACGUAAAUUAUGAAAUUUUGGUUAAAAUUGGAGUCUAAACGCUAUAGAUGGUAACAAUUUAAGGAGGAGAAUAUUUCCAAAUAAAAUGCGCGUUGUUGUUUUUCAAAAACAAUCUUAAACAAAAAAAGAUUCCGGCUUCUUUGAAAACAUAAAAAGUGACAAAAUUUGUUUGAAAAUAUUUUAGAAGAACACCGACGUAUAUCUACCCUGUAUGCCGUCUGUCAGUUAGAAAUGUACACGCGGGUGUGGUGUUCUCUCGAGGACAUUUUUUUUUCUUUUCAGUGAAUUGUGUAUAUUAUUUUCUUUUAGAAUUUCCCAACGGUCAGAAAUGUCUAAAAUUUAAAUUUCGUACGUCUAUACAUGGAAACCCACUUUUAAUGUAGUUUAUGCACACAUCAUAAUUUAAUCGUGUACUAUUAUAUAAUAUUAAUUCCAUAUGGCAUUACCUUUAUUAUAUUUUGAACAGUUGGCUGCAGUAUUUAUUACCCUGGUACAUAAUAUGUCACGAUUCCGAUUCACAAUUAUAUUGAAUUUUAAAUAAUCGGCUUAGUAACGUUAAUGCUGUCGGGUAUAUUUCAUUUUAGGCUUAUAAAUUACCGACAUAAUAAUGUUCUAUACAACUCGGCUGAAUGUCCGUAUAAUAAUAUAUUAUAAUUUUCCCUUACUGGACAAAUCAAUAAAACAUUUUCGGGAGUAUUGAUUUCGAUGUUUUCGAUCCAUAUCGAUCGCUAUUUUUGUUGUUGAUGUACUAAACGGUUUUGAAUAUUAUUCAUAAUAAUUAUUGUCAAUAUUGCAGGUGGAAUGUUGUACUAUCGGUUAUAUUUUUCGAUCGACCUGUAGACAAAACAAGGUACUUUUUUUUCGGAACUUUUUGACGUUUUGAGUAGCCUUUUUGUGAAUAUAAAUCUGGUCUCUACUUAUAAGACAUGUGUUUUAAGGCGAAUGUACAAUUAACAUUUGAGAUUAGCUAAUGUAUACCGAUGUGGUUUAAAACGAUUAUCUAGUGUAUCGAUUUUCAAAUAAAAUGUAUACAAAUAUUACGUUUUUGAAGUUGUACAUUGAGGGGAUUUCAGACGAUUCUGGGAGGACUAAGACCUCAUAGCCUCCCUAAUUGUACCAUUGAUUUGAUCCACUAUUUUACUUUGCCGAAGACAAUCUUACUAUAUUAUAUGUGUCCAAUUUUACACAAUAGAUUUAAUAUAUUUAAUUAGUUUGCAAACUUUAUGUCGGAAGUACAUUGUUGUAUUAUAAUUAUUUUUUUGUUAUACCGUAUAAACAUUUGACAUUAUCGCUUGUUGAUAAAAUACCUACUAUUAUAUUAUUGUUUCCAACAGUUGGGCUGCGGCGAAAUGUUCACGUCGACUGCCGAUUUCUCCAAGAUAUCUUCGGGAGGAGCGGGCAAAUUGAUAGUCAGUAAAAUCAAACACAAAUCGUACAUAGACGUGAAUGAAUACGGGACAGAAGCAGCGGCCGUUGCCGGUAAGAACGCGAGAAUUUUUUGAAUUUCGAAAAAAAAAAAUUACUUAAUUCUCUUUUCUUUUCUCUAUUUGUGUUUCUAUAGCUGUAACCAUGUUAAAAUCCAGCGCAUUUUAUCCACCAGACAUCAAGACCGUUAACUUUCACGCUUGUCAUCCGUUCUUGUUCGUUAUUGUUCGAGGCAGUAAUAUAAUUUUCAUGGGCAGAUUGGCCAAUCCCAACGUGUAGAUUUUAUAUAACUUAUUAUUAUUAUUAUUUUAACAUCAAAUUUAUAUUCGUGUAAACAUUAUUAUUUAUUGUUCGAUAACUCGAAUAAAUAAACCAGAAACAUAGUUUGUGGCGUUUAAAUAAAAAUUAUCUAAGACAUUUUAAAAUUUCAUAUUUU
This is a messenger RNA of Cinara cedri, 13942 nucleotides long. NCBI's taxonomy places the organism in Eukaryota, Metazoa, Arthropoda, Insecta, Hemiptera, Aphididae. The record is from the annotation of a GenBank genome assembly.